AGCGUCCUGGCGCUGCGGGACCUGGCGAGCGCCCGGCCCGGGCGGCGGGGCCGCGCCGAGGCGGCCCAGAAGGAAAAUAUAUUUGAUCGAUCCAGGAUGGCCCCAAAGACUCCCAUUAAGAAUGAACCAAUUGAUUUAUCGAAGCAAAAAGGCUGCACACCAGAAAGAAAUCCAAUUACACCUGUUAAGAUCACUGACAGACCUCAGCCUGAUCCUUGGACUCCUACUGCAAACCUGAAGAUUCUUGUUAGUGCUGCUAGUCCUGACAUGAGGGACAGGGAAAAGAAGAAAGAGCUCUUCAGACCCAUAGAAAACAGUGAGCAGAGUGACACACCUGAUUCAUUACAGUAUGAUAUAGUAGAUGACAGCACGGUUGAUGAAUUUGAAAAGCAGAGGCCCAGCAGAAAACAGAAAAGCUUAGGACUCUUGUGCCAAAAGUUUCUAGCUCGCUAUCCAAAUUAUCCAUUGUCAACAGAGAAAACUACCAUUUCUUUGGAUGAAGUGGCUUCAAUUCUUGGAGUUGAGCGGAGACGAAUUUACGAUAUCGUGAAUGUCCUGGAGUCAUUGCGGUUGGUCAGCCGUGUGGCCAAGAACCAGUAUUGCUGGCAUGGCCGCCACAACCUCAGCCAAACUCUGAAAAUGCUUCAGCAUGCAGGAGAGCUGCAGUAUGGAGAGUUAAUGACCUCCCAGCACAAGGAGCAGGACUUGGAUUACAAAUUUGGAGAACGGAAAAAGGCAAUCAUUCCAGAGUCUCAAGACAGACCAUUACUGGACUUUUCAGAACCAGAUUGCAUCUCUGCAUCUGCAAACAGCAGAAAGGACAAGUCAUUGCGGAUUAUGAGCCAAAAGUUUGUCAUGCUGUUCCUUGUCUCCAAGACCAAGACAGUCACUCUGGACAUCGCAGCAAAGAUAUUGAUAGAAGAAACCCAGGAUACAGUGGACCACAGCAAAUUUAAAACUAAGGUACGAAGACUGUAUGAUAUUGCCAACGUUCUCACCAGCCUAGGCUUGAUCAAGAAAGUCCAUGUCACAGAGGAACGAGGACGCAAACCAGCUUUCAAGUGGAUUGGGCCUGUGGAAUUCCCUGAAAAUACUGAUGAGCUGAGGGGGCAUAGCCCAACAUCAGAUCCUCUGCCAGAGACACGGAGAGGAGCCUGUGCCCGGUACCGGACCAGUGCCACUGCAAAGCAGAGGUUUACACGUCACGCUUCUUUUAACAGUGCACAGCCUUAUGUAGCAACCAGAAGGAAGGUCAGUUCUGAGCCUAACAGCCCACAUCAAGAGAGGAAAGACUGUACUGUGAAUUCAGAUGAAAAUUGUUCCAAAAUGAUAAAUCUAGCAGCUGUCUGCAGGCAGAAAAUAGAGGAAGAUACUGGGAAUAAAGCUUGUGACACCGAAAAGAUACUAAGUUCAGGAAAGAAGUCCAACCUGACCUUACCUGUCUCCCUUCUUCCAGUUUCUGGGGACUCUGAUUUUUGUGUUAACUCUUUGCCUCAGGCAGUUUUCCCUGUGGUUCAGGCCGAUGUGCCAAGCUUCUCACUACCAAUUGGCAUCAGCAGCCAGGCUUCACACCCUUCCCUGCCAGCAGCCUCCAAAACAGAAAAUGGAAAACCUACCCUGGUCCCCAACCAACCCUUCCUGUGCUUCCCAUCUUCAUCCCUUUUUAUGUUGUGCGGUGGUCUUCAGGAAAAUAACUUGAGUGAGCCCCUACCCACUGCAGGAGACCUGGGAAGCAGGAGUGCAGAAGCUCAGGCUGCCACACCUCCCACUGUCUGCCAAAAACGCAGCUCCCAAAAGUGUUCAUCACCUUCUCCACCUGUAGAUGAUGAAGAGCCAGCUGCUAAAAAGCAGACAUUGGAGCACAGUGAUCUGCCCCUCUCACUUGUAGUACCCAAGAAACCUUCUGAGUCACCCAAAGCAGAAUCUUCCCCAGGAGGAGGCUGUUCAGCUGCUGUACAUCUAGAAACGAAUUGUCUUGAUCUUGCAAGUCCUGCUGCUCCAGAGACAGCAAACAAGGAGUCUACUAAGCCUUUAGAGCAAGGAAAACAAUCUCAGAAAAAAGAUCCUGAUGACCCACCUCCAGGAAAUGAGCACAUCUCUAAAGAAAAUGCCAAUCACCAUUUCCAGCCACAGUAUCUUUAUGUUCAACCUACAGCUGGAUUAAGCAGUUUUAAUUUCCUGUUCUCUGCAAACCAAGCCUCUGGUGCCAUGAGCCUGCCUGCAAACCAGUUGCCUUCUCUAAGCGUACCCUGUGUCAUGGUGCCAUCAGCAGCCUUGGCUUCCUUCCCUCUCGUCUGUUCUUCAUUCACCAGUCCUCUUUCCCCAGUUCCUGACAGCUCCUUCUCAGCUGCUGUCUCCACGAAUUUCAGUAUGUCUGGCCUGGCAUCAACCACCCCCGUGUUCAUGAGCACCUCAGCCGUUGUCACCCCCAAGGUCUCACCCGCCCUUUCGGCGGAUCCACAGCAGCCAGCUCACCCCGCUCUGCACCUGAGUCCUGUGCUUGCAAGAUCUUGCAGUGCUGUUAAGCUGGACUCCCCUGUGUGUAUGGGACACCCGGUGACCCUUCUGAAGCUGCAGCAGCCUUCGUCAGCUCCUCUCACUCCCAAGAAUAUUCGUCCUGCACAUCAUGAGGCAUUUUUCAAAACUCCUGGAAGUCUUGGAGACCCUGUGGCAUGGAAGAAAAAUGAAGGCAACCAGACCAGAAAUGCCAGCUCUGUGCAGAGGAGACUGGAAAUCUCUAGUACCAGCCCUGACUAAUUCCGCUCUUUGCAGAUUGUCCUCGGACCCUGUAUCAAUUACAAGAGAACAAGUUCUUACCUGGCAAG
Molecule: messenger RNA, 2825 nt
Organism: Cinclus cinclus
Lineage: Eukaryota; Metazoa; Chordata; Aves; Passeriformes; Cinclidae
Gene: E2F7
Product: E2F transcription factor 7
Exons: 12
Coding region: 97-2757 (886 amino acids)
Biological process (GO): regulation of transcription by RNA polymerase II
Cellular component (GO): RNA polymerase II transcription regulator complex
Molecular function (GO): DNA-binding transcription factor activity, RNA polymerase II-specific; RNA polymerase II cis-regulatory region sequence-specific DNA binding
Source: RefSeq, a predicted model, not a curated record